This is a messenger RNA of Miniopterus natalensis, 5692 nucleotides long. The record is from RefSeq and is a predicted model, not a curated record. Lineage: Eukaryota; Metazoa; Chordata; Mammalia; Chiroptera; Miniopteridae.
UGAAGUCAUAUUCAUAAUCUAGUCCUCUCUUCCUCUGUUUCUGUACUCUGGGUGACUCAGAGAGGGAAGAGAUUCAGCCAGCACACUCCUCGCGAGCAAGCUCAGUAUCAUUGCAGUGACUGGCGGAGACAGGAGAGGUAGAUGUCCACACCCACAGACCCUGGUGCGAUGCCCCACCCGGGGCCUUCGCCGGGGCCCGGACCCUCUCCUGGACCAAUUCUUGGACCUAGUCCGGGACCUGGACCAUCCCCAGGUUCCGUCCACAGUAUGAUGGGGCCAAGUCCUGGACCUCCAAGUGUCUCGCACCCUAUGCCUACAAUGGGGUCUACUGACUUCCCACAGGAAAGCAUGCAUCAAAUGCAUAAGCCCAUGGAUGGUAUGCACGACAAGGGGAUUGUAGAAGAUAUCCACUGCGGGUCCAUGAAGGGCACCGGCAUGCGGCCACCUCACCCAGGAAUGGGCCCUCCCCAGAGUCCGAUGGAUCAGCACAGCCAAGGUUAUAUGUCGCCACACCCAUCUCCCUUGGGAGCUGCAGAGCACAUCUCCAGCCCCAUGUCGUCAGGAGGUGGCCCGACUCCACCCCAGAUGCCACCGAACCAGCCAGGGCCCCUCAUCCCUGGCGACCCGCAGGCAAUGAACCAGCCCAACAGAGGCCCCUCACCUUUUAGUCCUGUCCAGCUGCACCAGCUUCGAGCUCAGAUUUUAGCCUACAAAAUGCUGGCCCGGGGCCAGCACCUCCCUGAAACACUGCAGCUCGCAGUGCAGGGAAAAAGGACGUUGCCUGGCAUGCAGCAGCAGCAGCAGCCACCGCCACAGCAGCCGCCACCCCAGCCGCAGCAGCCGCAGCAGCCAGCCCUUGUUAACUUCAACAGACCAUCUGGCCCCGGGCCGGAGCUGAGCGGCCCGAGCACCCCGCAGAAGCUGCCCGUGCCCGCGCCCAGCGGCAGGCCCUCUCCCGCGCCCCCCCCCUCGCCCAUCCUGCAGCUGCAGCAGAAGCAGAGCCGGAUCAGCCCCAUUCAGAAGCCGCAAGGCCUGGACCCCGUGGAGAUUCUGCAGGAGCGGGAAUAUAGACUUCAAGCUCGCAUAGCUCACAGGAUACAAGAACUGGAAAAUCUGCCUGGCUCUUUGCCACCAGAUUUACGAACCAAAGCAACCGUGGAACUGAAAGCACUUCGGUUACUCAAUUUCCAACGUCAGCUGAGACAGGAGGUGGUGGCCUGCAUGCGACGGGACACGACCCUGGAGACGGCUCUCAACUCCAAAGCGUACAAGCGGAGCAAGCGCCAGACCCUGAGGGAAGCCCGCAUGACAGAGAAACUGGAGAAGCAGCAGAAGAUUGAGCAGGAGAGGAAGCGCCGGCAGAAGCACCAGGAAUACCUGAACAGCAUUUUGCAACAUGCAAAAGAUUUUAAAGAGUACCAUCGUUCUGUGGCUGGGAAGAUCCAGAAGCUUUCCAAAGCGGUGGCGACUUGGCACGCCAACACCGAAAGGGAGCAGAAGAAGGAGACAGAGCGGAUCGAAAAGGAGAGAAUGCGCAGACUGAUGGCUGAAGAUGAAGAGGGCUACAGAAAACUGAUUGACCAAAAGAAAGACAGGCGUUUAGCUUACCUUUUGCAGCAGACCGAUGAGUAUGUGGCCAACCUGACCAACCUGGUUUGGGAGCACAAGCAAGCCCAGGCGGCCAAGGAGAAGAAGAAGAGGCGGCGGAGGAGGAAGAAGGCGGAAGAGAAUGCAGAGGGAGGAGAGUCUGCCCUGGGACCAGACGGAGAGCCCAUAGAUGAGAGCAGUCAGAUGAGUGACCUUCCUGUCAAAGUAACUCACACAGAAACCGGCAAGGUCCUAUUUGGACCAGAAGCACCCAAAGCAAGUCAGUUGGAUGCCUGGUUGGAAAUGAAUCCUGGUUACGAAGUUGCCCCCAGGUCCGACAGUGAAGAGAGCGAUUCUGAUUAUGAGGAAGAGGAUGAGGAAGAGGAGUCCAGUCGGCAGGAAACUGAAGAGAAGAUACUGCUGGACCCCAACAGCGAGGACGUUUCCGAGAAGGACGCCAAGCAGAUCAUUGAGACAGCUAAGCAAGACGUGGACGAUGAAUACAGCAUGCAGUGCAGUGCCAGAGGCUCCCAGUCCUACUACACAGUGGCUCAUGCCAUCUCCGAGAGGGUGGAGAAGCAGUCUGCCCUCCUCAUCAACGGGACCCUGAAGCACUAUCAGCUCCAGGGCCUGGAAUGGAUGGUUUCCCUGUAUAAUAACAAUUUGAACGGGAUCUUAGCUGACGAAAUGGGGCUGGGAAAGACCAUACAGACCAUUGCGCUCAUCACUUACCUGAUGGAGCACAAAAGACUCAACGGCCCCUAUCUCAUCAUUGUCCCCCUUUCGACUCUAUCUAACUGGACAUAUGAAUUUGACAAAUGGGCUCCUUCUGUGGUGAAAAUUUCUUACAAGGGCACCCCUGCCAUGCGUCGCUCCCUUGUCCCCCAGCUACGGAGUGGCAAAUUCAAUGUCCUCUUGACUACUUAUGAAUACAUUAUAAAAGACAAGCACAUUCUUGCAAAGAUUCGGUGGAAGUACAUGAUUGUGGAUGAAGGCCACCGGAUGAAGAAUCACCACUGCAAGCUGACUCAGGUCUUGAACACUCACUAUGUGGCCCCCAGAAGGAUCCUGUUGACUGGGACCCCACUGCAGAAUAAGCUCCCAGAGCUCUGGGCUCUCCUCAACUUCCUCCUCCCGACAAUUUUUAAGAGCUGCAGCACAUUUGAACAGUGGUUUAAUGCCCCGUUUGCCAUGACUGGAGAAAGGGUGGACUUGAAUGAAGAAGAAACUAUAUUGAUCAUCCGGCGUCUACAUAAGGUGUUGAGACCAUUUUUACUGAGGAGACUUAAGAAAGAAGUGGAAUCCCAGCUUCCAGAAAAAGUUGAAUAUGUGAUCAAGUGUGACAUGUCAGCUCUGCAGAAGAUUCUGUAUCGCCACAUGCAAGCCAAAGGGAUCCUCCUCACAGAUGGUUCCGAGAAAGAUAAGAAGGGGAAAGGAGGUGCUAAGACACUUAUGAACACUAUCAUGCAGCUGAGAAAAAUCUGCAAUCACCCAUAUAUGUUUCAGCACAUUGAGGAAUCCUUUGCUGAACACCUGGGCUAUUCAAAUGGGGUCAUCAAUGGGGCUGAGCUGUAUCGGGCCUCAGGAAAGUUUGAGCUACUUGAUCGUAUUCUGCCAAAAUUGAGAGCGACUAACCACCGCGUGCUGCUUUUCUGCCAGAUGACGUCUCUCAUGACCAUCAUGGAGGAUUACUUUGCUUUUCGGAACUUCCUUUACCUGCGCCUCGACGGCACCACCAAGUCUGAAGAUCGUGCUGCUUUGCUGAAGAAAUUCAACGAACCUGGGUCCCAGUAUUUCAUUUUCUUGCUAAGCACAAGAGCUGGAGGCCUGGGCUUAAAUCUUCAGGCCGCCGAUACCGUGGUCAUCUUUGACAGUGACUGGAACCCUCAUCAGGACCUGCAAGCCCAGGACCGCGCUCACCGCAUCGGCCAGCAGAACGAGGUCCGGGUGCUGCGGCUCUGCACCGUGAACAGCGUGGAGGAGAAGAUCCUGGCCGCCGCCAAGUACAAGCUGAAUGUGGAUCAGAAGGUGAUCCAGGCGGGCAUGUUCGACCAGAAGUCUUCGAGCCACGAGCGGAGGGCAUUCCUGCAGGCCAUCCUGGAGCACGAAGAAGAAAAUGAGGAAGAAGAUGAAGUACCAGACGACGAGACUCUGAACCAAAUGAUCGCUCGACGAGAAGAAGAAUUUGAUCUUUUUAUGCGCAUGGACAUGGACCGGCGGCGGGAGGACGCCCGCAACCCGAAGCGCAAGCCUCGCCUGAUGGAGGAAGACGAGCUGCCCUCCUGGAUUAUCAAAGAUGACGCCGAGGUGGAAAGGCUUACGUGUGAGGAAGAGGAGGAGAAGAUAUUUGGCCGGGGGUCUCGCCAGCGCCGGGACGUGGACUACAGCGACGCCCUCACGGAGAAGCAGUGGCUGCGGGCCAUUGAGGACGGCAAUUUGGAAGAAAUGGAAGAGGAAGUACGGCUGAAGAAGCGGAAAAGACGAAGAAAUGUGGAUAAAGAUCCUGCGAAAGAUGAUGUGGAAAAAGCUAAGAAGAGAAGAGGCCGCCCUCCCGCUGAGAAACUGUCCCCAAACCCCCCCAAACUGACAAAGCAGAUGAACGCGAUCAUCGAUACUGUGAUAAACUACAAAGACAGGUGUAACGUGGAGAAGGUGCCCAGUAAUUCUCAGUUGGAAAUAGAAGGAAACAGUUCAGGGCGACAGCUCAGUGAAGUCUUCAUUCAGUUACCGUCAAGGAAAGAAUUACCAGAAUACUAUGAAUUAAUUAGGAAGCCGGUGGAUUUCAAAAAAAUAAAGGAAAGAAUUCGUAAUCAUAAGUACCGGAGCCUGGGUGACCUGGAGAAAGAUGUCAUGCUCCUCUGUCAUAACGCUCAGACGUUCAACUUGGAGGGAUCCCAGAUCUACGAAGACUCCAUCGUCUUACAGUCAGUGUUUAAGAGCGCGCGGCAGAAAAUCGCCAAAGAGGAGGAGAGCGAGGAGGAAAGCAACGAAGAGGAAGAGGAGGAAGAUGAAGAGGAGUCAGAGUCGGAGGCAAAAUCUGUUAAGGUGAAAAUCAAGCUCAAUAAAAAAGACGAGAAAGGUCGGGACAAAGGAAAAGGCAAGAAAAGGCCAAAUCGAGGAAAAGCCAAACCUGUGGUGAGCGACUUCGACAGCGACGAAGAGCAGGAUGAAAAUGAACAGUCAGAAGCAAGCGGGACUGAUGACGAGUGAUUGAUGCGGACCUGUUUCCUUGGUAGAACUGAACUCCUUUCCCUUCCUCCCCUCUCUCAUUCUACCCAGUGAGUUCAUUUGUCAUAUGGGCACUGGGCUGUUUCUAUAUCAUCAUCAUCUAUAAACUAGCUUUAGGAUAGUGCCAGACAAACAUAUGAUAUCAUGGUGUAAAAAAACACACACACGUACGCAAAUAUUUGUAACAUAUUGUGACCAAAUGGGCCUCAAAGAUUCAAAGAUUAAAACAAACAAAGCUUUUGAUGGAAAAUAUGUGGGUGGAUAGUAUAUUUCUAUGGGUGGGUCUAAUUUGGUAAUGGUUUGAUUGUGCCUGGUUUUAUCACCUGUUCUGAUGAGAAGAUUUUUGUCUUUUUGUAGCACUGAUAACCAGGAGAAGCCAUUAAAGUCACUGGUUAUUUUAUUUUUCAUCAGGCAAUUUGCAAGAUUUUUAUUUGUUCGGUAUUGUUUUUUUUACACUGUGGUACAUAUAAGCAACUUUAAUAGGUGAUUAAUGUACAGUAGUUAGACUUCACCUGCAUAGACAUUUUCCCAUUUUAUGCUCUAUGAUCUGAAAAAAAAAUGCUUUUUGAAUUGUAUAAGAUUUAUGUCUACUGUAAACAUUGCUUAAUUUUCUUUUGCUCUUGAUUAUAAAAGGUUUUGUUGAAAAUGCUAUUGAAUAUUGCAAUCUAUAUAGUGCAUUGGAUGGCUUUUUUUUUGUCAACCUGAUCUCCUAUGUUACGAAUGUGUAUCGUCUCCUUCUCCCUAAAGUGUACUUAAUCUUUGCUUUCUUUGCACAAUGUCUUUGGUUGCAAGUCAUAAGCCUGAGGCAAAUAAAAUUCCAGUAAUUUCCAAGAAUGUGGUGGUGGUGCUUUCAUAAUAAAGAGAUAAUUUACCUCAA